Adineta ricciae is the source of this 2223-nucleotide messenger RNA. The record is from the annotation of a GenBank genome assembly. NCBI's taxonomy places the organism in Eukaryota, Metazoa, Rotifera, Eurotatoria, Adinetida, Adinetidae.
AUGGCAGCCGCAAUACCUCGACAUCUUCUCGAAACGCUUGUCAAUUGUCCAGCUUGUUCACAACGUUACACCGAGCCCCGAGUUCUUCCAACAUGCGGACAUACUGUGUGUGUGACAUGUCUUGAAAACGAAUGGAAUGCUGAAGAAUCAACAUUAACAAGUAAUGGCAACCAUGAUAAAACAGCUCACUAUUGUCCUGUACCGAAUUGCCGAAAAGAAAUUUGUUCAACAAUAAAGAACUACGCAGAUUUACCUAUAAAUCAAACUGUUCUCGAUCUAGUUGAAUCAUGUAAUUUUCACGUUGAAGCAACUGGGCAAUGCCAAGUUUGUAAUCAAUCACCAUCGUUCGUUAAAUGCUCGCAUUGCUGUUCAUUUGUUUGUUUUGAAUGUGCAAAUCAACAUCGACGUGAGGCAUUAACGACAUUGACAAAUAAUAUUAACACUCUUGAACAAGAAUAUUUGAAUAUGAAUGAUCAAAUCGAUCACGCAAGACAUCAUGUUAUUGAGAUCAAGCAGAAAUCAAUCGAAGCUAUUCGUCUUUAUUAUACACGUUUAAUAGAUGAAUUGCGUUGUGCACAGUUAACAAAUGAGGAUAUUGUCGAACGACAAGCGAUUAUAUGUCAAAAUGAACUCGAAUUGCUCAUCGACGAACAUAAACAACGUUGUGAACAAAUAAACAAGACAAUUCAAGAUCUACGAACAACGAUUACAGAUUGGUCAACGAUUGAACAAUUUAAACAAUUACAAAUGAAAUUGACACAUAUUCAAGAAGAUAUACGCGAAGCUAGUGAAAUCUUUCAGGAGCGUAUACCAGAAAUGAAACUAUUCGAAUUCGAUAAUAUUGAACUUAAAAAGAAAGUUUAUGACAAGAAUCUCGAUUCCUUCUCACAAGUAGAUGAACUAGUUGCAAAUACUUGCAAACAAAAUUCGAUGGCUUCAAGUAGAACAACACAACAACAGCAGCAGCACCUCGAUGAUUCAAGUAGUACAGCUUCGUCUUCAACAAACAAUGAACAUCCAAAAGCUUCGAUAUCUACCAAUGAUCGAGCAAUAAAAAAGCAUUCCAAUGGUCAAGGAAAUACCUAUAAGACUGUGAAUUCUGCUGGCCACCAGCAAGUGCUACCAAACAUUAUCGAUGAUACAACUGUUCAUCCAGUAUCAGACCAAGCACUCGCUCCACCAACAACAUCAUCUUCGCAUAUUCCUACGCAUCAUCAUGUUCACCGUUCUCAUCCAUCCUCAACCGGUAGUCUGUUGCCGAAAACCGUCUCCAGUUCGAUGGCUGACCUAUCUCUAUCGUCGCAUAGUCAUAAAAUGACAACUGCGUCUACUCGUUCAUCGACGUUUCAAUCGAAAUUAGAUAAUUGUAGUCUUGAAUCUUAUAAGAAGAUUCCUUUAUCGCAAAGUUUCGAUUGGGGAAUGUUAGCAGUUACAAAUACCGAUUUAAUAUUACUUUAUAAUAAAGAUAAAACGUCAUUAGUUAUAUUCGAUGCUAGUGGACAUGAGAAUGAAAGAAUUCAAUGGUCAGAUGGUGAUAUAAAAGAUUUAUGUAUUUAUCAUGAUGAUAGUAUAAUUAUAGUUGGUGAACAUAAACAAGCAUCAAAGCCUAUCGAAUGUAAAUUAUAUGUGUGUAAUUUAUCACGAAAACAGCUCGAACGUGAACGUGUCGUUGAACGUGGUCUUAAUUGUCAACGUGUUGCGUCAGAUACACAGUUUAUUUUCUAUGCAUCAGAAAAAGGGUGUAAUAAAUCAAAAAUUUCGGUCUUUGAUCACGAAUUACAAUUACAAGUAACAUUCGAAUCGGGAGUGGAGGUGAGAAGCAUCGUGACGGAUUCGCAAUGCUGUUAUAUAUUGGGCAAACGACGAGAACGAGAACCGGCAAGAUAUUUUCUAGAAAAACGACAAAAAAAUGGUCAACUUGUCCGUCGUAUUGAUCUAUAUGAAAUCAAUGUUGAUAAUAUGAAUCGAUUAAUUCAGGAUCCCAUCAGUCAUGGUGUAAUCGUGACAGAUGGAGGAAAUAAAAAAAUCUGGGCUGUUGGGCCAGAAGGUGAAAAGAAAGCAGUUCAAUACCGACCAUGGCCAUGGAGCGUGGGAUUUUUAACAACGGAUACUUUACUUAUCCUUCACGCUGGCUGUUUAACUUUCCAUGCCGUUAAUCACAAUAAACAAUUGAAUAAUGGAACAAAACUACGAAGUAUAAUAACAAAUACGGAAAAACUUUGA